AUAGAACUAAUACAAAACCUAAUUGUAGGGCUACAUAUAAAUAUUCAUUUAGUCCAGUUAUAAACGACCCGAAAGAAUUAGAUACGCCCAUAAAGCCUUCCGAAACAUUUCUGAAAGGUCAGAUUAUAAUUGCCCCAUUUCAUAAAAAGUGCCAUGAACGGGAGACAGCGUCUAGGCAAACUAAUUUCACCCUGUUGAAUGUUUCUAUAGAUCACCUAUUGGUAAUUUAACGUGAGCAGUACAAAGCCUAUUGAGUAUUGUGGAACAAAUAAAAAAAAAACGUGUAUCAUGGAGGUUUGAAUAUUUUGAAGCAUACAAACAGGGGAAGAACGUUCAGAGCGAGCGGAGAAGGGUGACUGUGAAAUAGGGCGGUCUUGAAGAUCGUGGCGUUAAAGUUUUUGUAUAUAAUAUAGAGAAGAACUUCAAGAAACUCAUGAAUAUCCAAGAAAGACACUGAAUCAGGAGGAAGGCCCAGUUGGAUACAAAUUGGCUGACUGCUCACAUUAUUAAGCAGUGAAAGAAUUUCAGAUAAGGAGGCAACAAGAACUUUUAAAGUAAAAUGAAUACACAUCAGAGAAUGCUGCCACAGCAGUAUUGUUUGAGGUGGAAGUACCACCACAACAAUCUGCAAGUCAUGUUCAGCCAACUGCUAGAGCGUGAAAGUUUUUGCGAUGUGACCCUUGCAUGUGAGGGCCGAACUUUGCGUGCUCACAAGGUUGUGCUGUCAGCAUGUAGUACAUACUUUGAUACAAUAUUUUCUCAGUACGAAGAAAAGAAUCCUAUCGUGAUUUUGAAGGAUGUUAAGUUUGCAGAUAUACGAGCACUUGUUGAAUUUAUGUAUCGUGGAGAAAUCAACAUAGAUCAUUCCCAUUUGGCUAGUUUACUAAAAGCCGCAGAAGACUUGAGAAUUAAAGGCUUGGCAGAGGUUUCCUGGCGAUCUGAAACGCAAGCAAAUCAAUCUGUAGAGGAGAAUGUGAACAAUACUGACACCCGAUCAUCACAAAUGGACACAGUGGUUAGUGAUAAUGAAGUUGAACCACCACUGAAAAGGAGGAGAGGUCGUCCUCCCAUGGAUGCAAGCAGUCCUGUCUUCCAUCCAAAAGUGACAAGCGUGUCAAGUGUUGUCACCAAUGAAGCAACUUUUAGAGACAGAACUGGGACAUCUGAUGCAGAAAAUGAAACUUCAGCUUGGGAUGAAGCAGAAAAUGAGGUGAUUAAUUGUGAUACUUCAGCAGAAGCUACUCCAGCUGCAUCUUCAGAAAGUUUUGCUGAACCUGAGGAGAAAGAAAAGUUAAAGCCUACGUCAUACUCAGAUGGUGCACCAGUUACGACGACACCAUCAAGUGGCAUAACAAGUCAGAUAGCAGAGCAGUACAGGGAUGUCAUCAAAUUAAAUGACUACUUGACAACAGGAAGGCGGCAGCAGUUUUGGGAGGAGCCAUUCACAAGGCGGAUAAUGGAUGCUAUAAAGAGCAAAGAAUUGGAAAUGAAGACUGGUGCUGAAUUACUUGGUGUGUCGUACGGCACCUUGUAUGGGCGGUAUAGAGAUGCUUAUGGCUGUCUUAAACAUCCUUACCGAUAUUAACUGUUUGAUUCCUCAAGGCUCUAACAGUACAGAACAUUCCUGAAAUGAAAUCAGCUACUUCAAAGAUGCCAUCACACCUUUUUCUACAUUUUCUGAUAUUUGUAUGAAGAAAAUUGUAUUUAGUGAUGGUUACUCGGGAAUGUGGUACAAAUGGUUCUAAAUUGAUGUAGCCAUGUGACUGUAAUACAAGAAAUUACUGCUGUAUGAUAGAACUGGGAUAACUUUUUAAAGUCCAGUGGUUUUGUUUAUUUUUAUUGCAAAGGAUUUGACUGGCAGAUGUAAAACAUACAGAACUGGAUCCACACUCCUCUUUUGUAUCUCAACACAGACUGAGAAAAGGGACACAUUUAUGUGAUGUGUGACUGGUAUUCAGAGUUUUGUGCAAUCAGUUGUUCUCUUUGUAGACUGCAAUGAACUGACUGUGUUAACAGACACAUUGUCUAUGCUUUGUAGACAGUCUCUUAAUUUUAUUUUAUUUUUUUUAAUUUAUUUCUGUUUUGUACUGAGGAAUGUUUACUGACUAAAUGAUAUUGAAUGCAAUGAUCUAGCGAUAUUGUUGACAGAAUAUUUAAUGUUAAGGAAGAUAUGGUAAAAGCCUAUUAUAAUGCAGCUUUCGUAUUUCUCUCAGUGUGCAUUGUAAUAGACAGAUUUCAAUUAAAACUGAUGCCUCCAUAAUUAACCUAUUUGUAAGUCAUUUUCAUUCUUUCUUAAUUGUCCUAAGUUGCAUUUGUCGUGCUUGUGGUCAUAAGUUGCUUUUUGUAGUAUUUUGUUAUCCAGCAGAAGUAAUUAUUGUUUCAGUAUGGUGACACUCUUUAUCACUCAUUGGAAGUAAUACCACCGUGAGAAAAGGAAAUGUUGAACGGUCCUGCAAAGAUGUCACCAUAUUUGCAAAAUUAGUCAAGAACAGUUUCAUAAAUUCAAAACAAUUUAAGUUUGGCAAUAAAACAAGUACCACAAUGAUGUUUGCACCACCAACAUCUAACUCGUACUUUUGAUACGAGUUGGCAGUUCUGAGGAAGAAAAUGAAAACAUUACUGCUGUGUUAUUUUAGGCUUGUACUGCAAGUCUGAAUUUGUUGUACUGAUUAUUAUUUCUAUUCCUGUGAUAUUUCUGGAAAUAACUCUUUCAAGCUGUUGUAAGGUGUAAUUAUCUUAUAUCUCACACCUAGAUUCGAUGGUACAUCAAGGUGCAAAAACCCACUUCUCGCAAUCACAGUAUCAUUACUUUGUUCGGAUGUUUAGUGUGCUACUAAAAGUUGCUUCAUAAUUUUGCUAUUCAGUCAUUUACAUUGCUAUGUUCCUUUGUUGUUUGUAAAUGUAAUGGAAACAUGAGCAAGUGACAGUGUGUUAAAUAUUGUAGAAGGUAACAAUCCACAGGUCUGGUGAUGUCACAACAAGCAAUCUUGUGUGCCAUCCCCAAGUUAUAGUAUUAUAAACAAAUACUGUAAUCUACAGAAGCUAAAAUCAAUAAAAGAUAACUGUGCUGAAAGACACUACCAUCAGAAUGACUACCACAACUACUUAUCUCAGUUGUUUAGAAGUAACAUUUUGUUGCCAGAAAAUAAGAGAAUGUAUCAACUAAUAACCAUAAUACUCAGUGAGGAUUUUUGUUUCGAAUGCAAACCAUGAGAUGUCGCCAAAUGCGUAAGUAAAAUGAUAUUCCAGUAUUGUGAAAUUAGUUUUGGUUGAAGACAUGGCAGGUUUUCACUAAUCAGCUCACUUCUGUGUAAUAUGCGCUAUUACAGUGACAUAAUGUAUGUUGCUGCUGCUUGGGUAUUAAUCUUCAUUUACUUUGCCCAUUACUGUUGUUACAAAGCUUACAUUGUGGCUUUUGUAAGGCUUCAGUUUCCCAAUAUGAGCAAAUAGUCAGUUUGAACAUCAAUGGUAAUUUUAAUUCCAUAUACUGGUCUGUGCUCUGAUGUAAACGACACUUAGCAUAUUCAAUGUAUUAAUUUUCACUGUUGAAAAAUCUUGUCAUAUUUCUCUAUUUCAGCAGAGACAAACCAAAUUAAGCAAUGACAUCACCAAAUCAACCAGUAUUUUUGUAAUUGAGCAAACUGUUAAAAAAUAACAAAUCAGGAUAUGGAGGCCUUUGAUAAAGCACGACGUCUGUCAGUAUAUAUAAAUGCCCCGAGUUAUUUUAUUACUGAAACUUAAGUAGUUUCUUUUCUAUAAACUGAAAGUGGAGGGGGAGAGAAAGGGAAGGAGAUAUUGAUGUCAGCUGCAUCGGGACUUUUAGCAGAAUCAGUGGCAACAAGUGAAAAUCUUUGUGGACUGUGAUUCGAACUCUGCAUCUCCUGCAUAGUAGGCAGUUGUGUUAACCACUGUGCCACCCGGACACAGUGUUUAUUGCAAUUGCGCAGGCUAUAUCCGCUGACCCACAGUCCCAUGUAGUGAACCAUAACCACAGUCACCGCCCGUAUCCUCCAUGCUUGCUACUUUGAGGUUCCCACUGAAGGUAGAACAUAAUUGUGCACCUGCACUGAAGGUGGUGGAUUUUUUGCCCAUUAAUGUGAAUCAAUUGUAUGAAUGUAUAGUAUCUGUUCUUUUCGCUGUGUUGGAUUCCAUGUGGUAUGUGUUCUUUCAGACCACACAUUCAAAUAAAUACGUUCUGUUAAGAAAUUGCCUCUACAAGAACACUUUCAGCCGUUAUGUAUUGUACACCUGGCUUAUUUUAUAUUAAAUUAGCAGAAAACUGCUCAUUUUCCAUAUUGUUGUUGCUAUACCCCACUUUAAUUUUUUGCUUUCUCUAAUCUCUUUAGAACAACUGCUGGAUAACAGUAUCUUUCCUUUUUCUUCAAUCACAAAACGUUUCCUGUCACAGUACCCAUCUCUGUACCCAUCCCAUCAAGUUGGGAUGUAUCGAUUGGAGCAUUUUUAUUAUGCCAGUUCUCCUUUCCUUCCAUCUUUAUUCACCUCAGGUCCUAUUCUUCCAGAUGUUGUAACACUAAUUCACUCCUACAUCUCCCUUCCCAAUCAUGUGACUAGCAAACACUGCAUUUUUCAGUCAGAUUUCUUCUCAUACCAUCAACAUUCUUUAGUACAGAUCAUUUUAAGCUCAGUCUCAUUUUUUAUCUUCUCUGGCCUAUAUCUUCCCAAGCACUUACCUCUCUUUUUUUCGUUAGUUGUGCUGCACUGUAUCAGACUAAUGAUGCAAUCUCAAUUGCAUGUAAUUCUAUGUUGGGCCUCUUUUUUUUUUUUAUAGUUGUGUCUUGCCUUUGUACCUCAGUGACGAAGAGGUUGGCAGAAACUAGGCAGCCCAUCUAUGAAUUGGUUUCUUGCAUUUAUUAUUUGUUUCAUUAUUUGCUACCUUCCAAUGUCUGAUCACUCUGUCAAGUGUGAUGUAGAACUUUUCUUGUUUAUCUUUAUAAGUAAAAGUCUGCCAGUACUGCAAAAGUCUGCCAGUACUGCUUUCUUUAUCUUCACACGUACCUUUGUCUUUCAUCUUUAAUUGGUACUUUGAGGUAGAAGUGCUCAUGGAGUGCUUUCAUCAAUUAUUUGGUCCUCAUUUAUGUAAGGAAAAUAUGAAAUUAUCACAUUUGUAAAAUUUGAGUUUUUCACACUAUUUAGAAACAUGCUGAGUAUUGAAUUAGUUUAAUAUUUGUGGCUAAUGAAAUCUCGGAACUCUCAUUUUUAACAUGUGCUAAAUAUCUUAUACUUCAUGUUGUAUACAGAUAUUUGUUUAAAAUUUGCUUAUGUAGGGUCUUAAAAGACAGCACUUGCUAGGAUAUUGGAUGUAUAGUAUUUAAAAGCUAUGGUUUUCUUCAUUAAUGUUUUGCAAACUUAUUCUAGUCAGUGUCAAGAAAGAAAAUCCUACUGUAUGCAUGUGUUUUAUCUAACUAUUCAUCAAUUUUUUUAUGGUGGAAAUAGCACUGAUGUACACGGAUGUGAAACAGCACACAAAUCAUCUACCUGAAGUUGCCAUGGUAUUCGGAGUUUUAGAAUCUUUCAAUUAACUAUCAGAGUGGGCAUUCCAUACUGUGAAAUCUGAUGGUUAAAUGAAGUGACUUUUCACAUUAAUUUACUGUACAGGGAACAUCAUAAUCAAAAUUUUCCAUUAUAGUAUUUCUAGAGUGCUGCUGUGUAAACCAUUGAAAUAGCUUAUAUAAUGAUAAAACACACACACACAGUCACUCUCUCUAACUUCACUUCGAAAUGUUCUCAGCAAAAAAAUGAAGUGUGCGGUAAUCUAACGGGGCAUUCACUCACUACACUUGUACCGGUAACAGCUGUGAUUUUCUCUGUAUGUGGGCGCAUCUAUGGAGCUCUCCUCCAUAAUCUCACAGUACCUUGUAACACCAAACAACUUAUGCAGAAACUAAAACACGCCAAGUAAAGCAGUGGCCACCAUAAUAGUGUAUGAAACAAUGCAAAAAUAAGAAAAAAUGUGAUAUGGAAGUCUUCUGUUGGAAACCAGAUAAGUGGGUUUACAAAAACAAACGGUUGCGAAAAGUGGGUUUUGAAACUAUUAGUUAUUUAUUUACUUGUAAUGUCAGUAUUUAUUAUAUCUCUUAUAUAAUUUAUAGAACCAUAAAUUAGUGUUAAAUGCAUUGCAGAUAUAAUCAGUAUAAACUUAUGAUUUUAUCUAGUACAUAAUGUAUGUUUUAGACAAUUGUAUUUACAUUUUGAUAUGUUUACACAGCCAUCUGACAAACAUAAGUGUUCAUGACAAUUUUUAUACUUUUUUUUAUGUCAGGUUUUCUGUUGUGGCAUUUUAAAGACAUAGCAAGGGCCAAAGAACUGACAGAAUAAUUUUUGAGAUAUAGACUGAACCAUGAUCAAAGUAUUUAGUUUGUGUGCAUUGUAUUGUGUAGUAUUUUCACAGAGCAGUGUGAUCUUUGUGUUUGUGGCAAUGUGUUUUUGAACCUUGUUUUGUAGGUUCAGACUGCAGCAGAAGCAGUGUAUGCAUAUCAAAAUGAUAUGAGAAAAUUUAUUUAUGUAUUUUUACCUGUCGCUGUUGGUAAUUUGGCCCAAGUUUUCUUAAAUAAUUUUUGUUUUGUGCUUCACAUUUUUUCCAUUAUGUAUGAACUCAUUUUUCAUUUAAAUGAACAGGAAUCUAGAAUUGGUUUGUAAUUAAAGAUAAUUGUCUGUAUACACACUGUGAAACAAUCCUGUACGUACAUUUUUCAUUGAGGUCUUAUUUUAGAGAUUUUCCUUGGUUCUCUUAGUUUUGGUAGAGAAUUAUCAGGUCUUCAUUUAGUGGAUACCAGUGCCUCAUGCAAAGAAACAUAAAUUAAUACAAUCACUUUUCUAAAAAGGUAAUUGUGCUACAUUUGCAUCAUCUGUAACCAAAUAUGUAACUGACAUAGCUAUGAAGAUACAUUAUUAAGAAUAUAUAUAUAUAUAUGUAUACAUACAUGUAAAAUUCAAUUACAAAUAUAUGAAUGUGUAUUAGAAGGGAAAAAAGAGAGGAAAACACUCACACAAAGUUCCUAUAUCAGAAUAUAAUUCUUGCUAAUUUUUAUAUCUCAGUAUUUGAGCAACAUUAUAAAAAGGAAAUGUAGCUGUGUAUCAAUUUGAUGAAACAACUUUUUACUUUAGCAUUAAAUAUUAAUGCUUAGGUGUUUGUUGUAGAGCAUCUGUUUUGAAUUGAGGCAAAAUGAGGAAGAUUAAGCUAUUUAUCCUCAAAAUAUUCUAAAUGUUGGAUAACUGAGAGGAAAGUACACUUUAUACGUACUAAACCUAUUUCGGAGAUUCAUUUCAGUUCUCAUCAUUUGUACAUCACCCGACACUGUUAGCAGUUUACCUCAACUUUUGUGUUGUAGCUAUUGUUCUUGUUUAAUUAUUUAUGUUGUAAGCAAUUCUGUAGUUUAUUUUCAUUUAUAAAUGCAUAUUGUAAGUUUAAUGUACUUCCUUUGCCGAGAUAUUGUAACAAUUGUAUGAAAGUUUCACACUUGUUUUUAAACUAAAUGGGGAAAUUUAUAGGUGAAACACACACAUGAACAUUUUUCUUACGUUCUGAUUUAAUGUCCUCGCAAUAUGCGUUUUAUCACUUAUGUAAUAAAGCGCUGCAAACUGAAUCCAAUAAGCAAUUGAACAGUGGUGGUUUGUGCAAAGCAGAAUUCUGAAAUUGAGGUUACUCUGGAAGUUGGUUCUUUAUUUCUGCCAUUGAGAUUAUGUAAACUGCAGCUGCAGUUACCAUUUAUUCACCUCUCACUUUCACUCAUCUCUAGUGCAAUGUGCACUGAUUAAGUACAUCAAUUUCAUUCUUUAUUUUAGUUAUGAGUCAGUUUUUUUUUUUUCCUUUUCUUUUGUUCCUUGAUCAUUGAACACUCACAUUGCUUUUACAGAUUCAAAUAUAAUUUCCACAUUUUGUUAUUUUUCUGGUGUAGUACUGUUUUAUGUUAAGUCAUUUGGUUGUUCUUGGCUCUGUAGAGACUCUGAGGCCACCACAGUGACAGCAAGAAUUGUGACAGAGUGUAAGAAACUUAAUGAAAUAAUUAGAAACUACUCCAGUCAUAGGGCAAGAAAUUAUCUUAGCUGCACUCUGUAAAGAAAAGUAACUUUAGGAAAGUUGCUGUUGGACAACAACUGUAUAAAUAGGUAGCAGCUUAGAGUUUCAUUACUCAGAUUUCUGAUAGUUUAAAUGCAUGAAAACUGAAAAAUAUUAGUUCAUUGCUUUUCCAAUUGUUUGUUAAAUUGAGAUACAACUGUUAUGACAGCAGCUGUUUUUUAUUCUGCUUUUGUAGCUACCCACAAAUGGUUUCAAGCAUUAUUUCUGCAUUUAACUUCCUAAGAUAUAUUUUAGGUUACUGAAUAUGCAGCUGCAGUUUACGAGAAAAAAAAAUAAAUAAAUUUGUGGUUGCUUAUUUUUCUCAGAAUAUUAUUCUUAUUAGUUUAUAAUGCUGAAAAAAUUAAAAGUUUGGCCUCUGCCUACUAAUGUAAUAUGCAAGUGAAUCUCUGCAAAUUCUUAUAGUGAAAAAUAUCAGACAGAAGUAGGUUUCAUUUGAUUUAAAAACACAACUUAUGUCAUCUUCUAGAUAUCUAUUGUAAUACUUUGUUUGUAUACUCACAAUUCUUUUUUUUUUUUUUUUUUUUUUUUUUAUUUUUUUUUUUAUUUCACACACAAACACAGAUAAUUGAUUUGUCAAUUUAUCAGGUUAUGACCAUUUGAAAUGAGAGUAUAUCACAAUAUAUUUCAAGACUGGAAAAGAUACAACAAAUUCAUGGAGUGUUUUGAAAGCUGAAAUCCUGUGAGUCAUUACACUUACCUACUUAAAAUAGAUAUUUAUAUUGGUGUCAGUGUACAGUCAGCAGAGGUACCUCAACUUCUGUAUUUGUAACUUUGUGACCAGUGUAGUAGCUGUUUUUGUGCAUUUAUUGUUCACAGGGGUGAUUUGAUAUUUUUUAGCCAGGUGUUAAAUUUCUGUCUGAUAUACCCCACUUAAGAAAUAAGUUCUUGGGAGUGAACUAAACACCUUGAACAGCCAUGCAUGUGUGCUUCAGUUCAUUACCAGUGUUGGUGUAGGACAUGUGAACGAAUCUCAGUCUUUAAGAUAUGUGUAUCUUUCAGUCUUUUGAUAUGAAUAUAUAUGCUGUACUUGCUGUUGGGGAUUCUUUCCUACACAUGAUUUCGCCGUUUCAGACAAGUAGGAAAGCUCGCGUAAUUGCACAUAUUACAUUUUGUUUCGAUAUAAAAUGAAGAUGAUAGUUUUGAACAGCAUUUUGCUAGUGUGUUAGGGAGAAACUAUUUUUAAUGAUCUCAUAUUUUAUCAAAUGCAAAAUUUAUUAUCCAUAUGUAGCUUUAUUAACAUAAUUUAUUCUCCAGGAGACUGAUAAAUGUUUUUUGUCGUGUGUGUGUGUGUGUGUGUGUGUGUGUGUGUGUGUGUGUGUGUGUGUGUGUGUGUGUGUUACCACCAUUCUUUUAUUGCAUGGCAACAUAUUGACACCUAUAUAAAGAUGUUCUAGCAAAUUACUUGAUUUUCAUGCGUGUGUUGCUCAUACAGUCUUGAAAGAUUUGAAAUUGUAGUGCCAUCAUUUUCCAAGGGAAUUUUAUUCCAUUGAUACUAUUCCUAAUUUUAUUUUGAACAGAUGGUAUUACAUAAGUUACUUUUUAAAAAUAUAAUUUUUGUUGGACAUCUUGAUUCAGUUAGUGAAGUUUUGCAACAUCAUUGAACUGAAAGCAUUUAAAGUGAUUGGAUUAUUUUUUUCUACAGAUGUAAAUCUAGCAUUUUUUCUUGCUUUUCUGUUAUAGCAUUUUUUCAGUUCAUGACAGAUUAUUAUAUAAGUGUAGCGAUUGUUUUAUCAGGUUUUUGCCUUUUGUGUAACUCAAAAUUCUUUUGUCAGGAAGAACGUGAAAUUUCAUGAAUGAUAAAAAUAGUGUUUCAUUCCAUGGUUCUGAUUGCACAUGAUCACUUUAAUUCUGACCAGUAUAAAGUUAAACAUACAGGAAAUAUUAAUUCACUGGCAAAUAAUACAAGUACCUUUCAUGUUUCUCAGACAUUAUACACAAGAUAUCAUUUUAAAUAGUCUGUCGUGAAAUUGUUUUUCACACAAUUGCACUAAAAUGAUGAUAUGAGUAUUUCUCACAACAGUUGCUGCUAUUAUACAGCUACAAAAACUUUUAUCAUUAUUGAAGAAUUAAAUUUUAUUUGCUUGAUGGAACUAUUUUUAUGAUGAUUAAUCUUAUGAAGUAGGGCAUUCUUCUGGAUAAUAAUAGAAAUUAAAUUCAAAACUUGUGGUAUGAUUGUGUCUCCUUUAUGCACUGUAAACUGUUCCCUGUUUUUCAGGAUGCUGUAUUACAAGAAUUGAUGCUGUUCUGGGAAGGGGAAGAGGGGUAUUAAGAUAACUUUCCAAUUUGAAAGUUGGUUAUCUCUGUGUUUCAGUCGCUUUUUACUGUGUUAUAAAUAGUGUUUCGUUUCAUAAUAAAUACCUCUUCCACAGGUACUCAUUACCAUCCAGUUCUGUUUCAUGUGUAUAUCAUCAUGAUGCAUCGAGUGUAGCAGAAUCACUUAAUAAUUUCAACAAGGUGGAUUCUGCCAUGUAAACAUCUUUAAUGUUCCGUGAUUCAUUUACUUCUAUAAUUUGGUGUUACAAUCAAUUUGCUACGACUGUUACAAGACAGUAACACAUUCUAAAAUAACCAAACACUGAUGAAUUCAUGUCAUAUAAAACUUUUUACCACCUGAUAAAGCAAGGCGAAGAAUUACUUUCUUCAAAUAUGAAAGCGUUUUUGUAACAUGCACACUUUUAUUUAGGGAUGUUAACUUUGUAAAGUCUCUUGACUCUUUCCUCAAGUAUUACAUCUAACAUCUGACUGUGGGAAUUAAAAUUACAGUAAAUGCACAGUUUCUUCAAGAUCUGAAUAGGUGUGGCAAACGCGUCUCUCAUUAAUGUAAGGUACAGUAAAAGGAAGAAAAUCUGAAAGAAGUUAUAUCUUCAUUAUUCCUGUCACCUUUUAUGACUGUAGGAAAUAAGAAAUUUAUAUUGUGCAUAAAAACUGAUAUGUUGAGAAGUUUAUUACAACCUACUUGUUUCCCAGCCCUGUAAAUUUGCUAAUAAGACGCGUACAGAACAUUUCAGAAUGUAAAUGGAUAAUGAAUAUCAAAAUAUUAUUUGAAUAUAUUAUUGUUAUCAUUAAUUUUCAUUUAUAGUUUGCAGUUGAAAAUUGUUUUUGAUUUUAUUACUUACGGACUGAUUUGUUUUGGUGACAAUUUCUUCAGAUGAAUAAAUGUGGAAUUAUUGUUUUUGUGCGAUAUAAAGUCUCCCUACUGUUUCACACCUUUUUGUUUCUUAGUGAACAUAGACAUCAGGAGGGCAGGAUCCUGAUUCAGCCAACCUAUUUCAGUAUAUCAUUGCCCAAGUGAAAGGAAUACUUUUACACAGGAAAAACAGAUACAAUGGCAGUACAUUUCUGUAAUUUACGAUAUUCUGACUUUUUUAAGCCACCCUUGUUCAUAAUACUGAUCUAAAAUACAUUCUGCAUACAUGGUUGUGUUCUGAUAUGAAUUUGAAAUUGGCAAAAUGUUAGUGUUUUAUUGCUUUAGUAUUCUUAGAAUAAAUGAUUGUGCUGAGCUUGAAUCAUAUCUUGAAUAUUUGAAGCAUAUUUUGAAUUACAGUAAAUAUACUUCUUCUCUUGCCAAAAACUUAUUAAAUAAAGAGGCUAAAUUAAAAUCUGGGCUAUCUUAAAACUAAAAUAUUUUACUUUGAGUGUCAGAAGGCACAAAUGAAAACUAUUCUAUUCUGUUAAUGAGAAACAAACCAACCCAAUGCUAGGCUUUGUGUGUUUCUUCUGUUUAAAAAAAAAAAACCUAAAGAAAGGGACAUGCAAAGAUAUAUGAAAACAUACUCAGAACACUUACAUAGUCAUAAUUAUUCUUGUUUCAUUGUCCUCUCCAGAAAGGUGCUAUUUUCAUUUGAUCAUCUGUUGUCAAACAGUUUCUUUUUCUUUGUACGUCCAUUGAUGUUUCGUAUUUUUAAACCAUGUUUUAAAUCAAUGUGUAUUAUAUCACUGUUUUGGAAUCAUAAGGAACAAGUGACCUUUCCUGCUUAAAAAUGUGCAUGUAUGCUCUAUUAUAAUGACAUACUAUGAACUAUAUCUGCCCACCGAUAUAUCUUGUCCUUUUAGAAUGAAAUGAUUUUGAAUUGUAUUUGGAAGUAAUUUCUGGCCAAGCUAUUUAGAAUUCUCUAAAGACUGUGUUUUAUUAGUCUUUUAUAAUUUUUGUUGUAACUAUUUUGAUUGGAUUGGAGCAACAGUAUUCAAAGUUUUGAGUUUACAUAUUGAUUCAGUAAUUGUUUGGAUUGUAGUUGAAAUGUUCUGCUUCUUGCAUGAAAAACCAAUUGCCUAUCUGUCAGUUAUCUCUCUGGCUGUGAUGUUCUGUUGUAGACACCACGUUGCUUGUAGGAAACAUUUAAAUGUGCUACUUGCAAUACCUUUUGAACUGAUGUUUGUUAUUUUUGUCAUGAUACAUAUUUUGUCUUUUCUUUAUGAUAUUAUUGGAGGUUAGGUUCUCAAAUAAUUUAGAAUGUGUUUUCAGAGAGUCACAGUGUGUGUUAUUGUGUUUAUUGCCAUUCAUCAACACUCUUUAUCUGUUCAUUCAGUGCUUGAAAAUUUAAGGUUGCAACCAUAAUAAAUUUUCUAUAAUAUUUGCAUUUGUGGUGGUGUCACAUUAUAGUGUUUAUACAGGAGAUAUGUAAAUGUGAAGUGCAAUUGUUGCAGUUAGCAGUUUGUGUGAGAAUGUUUCUGCAGAAAGAUAUUGCAUGAUAAUUAAAUACAUGCAGCAGGUGCACUGUUGAUUUGAACCAUACAUAUUACUACAUGACAGUGAUGGUUCCAAAGAUCUGUUCUUAUUGAAUAUCAAACCAGAUACACUCAUUUUCAUUUCUAAGUCAUUGUGCAUUAUGUCGAAGAAAAAUGAUAUAUGCUGUCAGAUGUAAAAUGCAUUAACACAUGCCAGCUCCACAUUUUCAUAUACCAUGAAUGAUAUAUGAAAUCUGCUAGAUAAAUUUUAAAAGUACUGUUAAGUUGCUGUUUGAAUCCAUUUUGCAACAUUGUUUGUUGUUACAUUUUGUUUAUUCCAAGGCAAAUAUUUAGCUUAUAGUACACUUUCCAGAAUGAGAUUUUCACUCUGCAGCGGAGUGUGCGCUGAUAUGAAACUUCCUGGCAGAUUAAAACUGUGUGCCGGACCGAGACUCGAACUCGGGACCUUUGCCUUUCGCGGACAAGUGCUCUACCAACUGAGCCACCCAAGCACGACUCACUCCCCAUCCUCAAAGCUUUACUUCUGCCAGUACCUCGGCUCCUACCUUCCAAACUUUACAGAAGCUCUCCUUCGCAGGAGAGCUUCUGUAAAGUUUGGAAGGUAGGAGACGAGGUACUGGCAGAAGUACAGCUGUGAGGACAGGGUGUGAGUCGUGCUUGGGUGGCUCAGUUGGUAGAGCACUUGCCCAUGAAAGGCAAAGGUCCCGAGUCCGAGUCUUGGUCUGGCACACAGUUUUAAUCUGCCAGGAAGUUUCUUAUAGUACCCUUUGUUCGAGAGUUCAGUUUCAUGUUUUCCCACCUCCUAUCAUCAUGCAUUGACUACCAGAGAUGCAGUAUAAUUUACAGUGAAACAGAAUUGUAGAGGUUAUUAACACUAAUCACUGCUCUGCAGGAGAUUGUGUAGACCAUUUGCUAUUCAUUGAAUGCUGAGUGAAAGAACAUCUGUGGCAGUGCAAGAAGCUUGAUUUGGGUAUUCAUAGAAUUCAGGUGUUUCCAUUACUUAGUGAUUUUUAUGUUUUGUUUCAAUGAGAAUGCUCUUUCUUGACUGUCAUAGUGCAUAGCACAUAAUACAUUGUUGAAAUGGUUGUGUUCUCAGAAUAAAACUAUUGUGGUUGUUCCAGUAACAUCACAAUGUAAAUUGACAAAGAUUAUAAAAUUGUAAGUUGUAAGUAGAUGCCUGUGUUCAACAGAAACUUACAGUUAACUGUAGGGGCUCCAUUAAAAAAAAGCUGGUCAAAUACCAGUAUUAUACCACAGUCUGACAUAUACAGUAAUGACACUGCUGUGAAAAUUGUUACUCUCAGAUAGUCAAAAUGACGUUAGUGCUUCAAUUAUAUAAGCUGAAACUUACUCAUGAAGGAAUACUUUGAAUGUGUAUAAUAGCAGCCUGCUCCAUUAAAAAAAAGGGGGAUAUAAGCAUACAUUUGAUCUGUGAGAAGUAUACAUUUCUGCUUUUGUUCUUGACACAAAACAGUUUUUUAUGGAGUCUAAUGAUUCUUACACAUCACCCAACUCUAAUACAAAUAUUUUUGUAAAUGUAAUUAUUUUGCUUCAAAGGCAAAAUGUUGAUUCUUGCUGUUGUGCCUCAGAUUUAGCAACAGCUAUGGAAUUGGUUUCUUUUGUGGUGGGAACCACUUUUAUUCUCACAUCUGUGUGGUUUUUCCUUCUGCUACAAUUGUGGUGACUUAUUUGGUAUGAUAAAUAUUAUAGGUCUUACAUUCCAUAAGUUUCCUGCAUUCCACAUUCACUGAUUUGACUGGAAAUGUAUUGACGAAAACUGCACACUGUUGGAAAAAAAGAAAACUACGUUCUUCAGUAAAUAUCUGUACUGUACAUUACAAGAGAACUGCAGAUAAACUGUCCUGUAAUGUACCAUUUCAUACGUCCCUGGGACCUUCAGAAACUAAAGAAAAACAAAUCUACUAUCAUUUCUUAAUUAGUGCUGAUUGUUAUUGCACUGCUUGUGUCCUCUACUGUAAAAUUCUAGUUACAAAUCAAUAUAAGUGAUACUGUUCACUCUCAUACCGUAUUGUAUUCAAAAGCGUAGCGUUCCGUCUACCUUGAGAGCUGCCAUUGCAAUAUAUAACAAGCACGAGUUCGGAGUGUUGUGACUGUAUGUGUUAGACUCUGAUUAUACUAAAAUAUAAUUACUUGUAUAUCACUGGAGUAUGACUACCCACAUACAUUUUGUUGUCACAAGAAUAAUAACCUGAUACAUUAAUAUUACAUCACAGGUUAGAAAUUUCUGCAUCCAUACCUCUUCAUGCGUGUAUUUCCACUCCUUUUGUACUGUAUCAAAAGGAACUCAUCUGUUAAAGAAUGUAGAGAACUAACAUUUGGAGAUGUCUGGCAUUUCUUAAUUAUUCCUAUGAGUGCAGCAACCUUUCCUUCCUCCAUGAUCCAAAACUUUUAGUUAAGUUACUGCAUUUUAUAACUAGGUGUACUAAUAUUGCUACAAAGUGUGUACCACAUACAAUUAUUUUCAUGCUUCUACAAAUGUAAGAAUUAAAAAUGUAAUUUAUGGCUACUGUAAACACACACAGGAAAUAUAACCUCUUCAUUUUUUUACUUCACUUGCUAACUGAAAUGUGAGAUUUUGCUCUUUUAAUAAGCAGAAUCCUACUUCUAUUUGUUGUAUAACAAGAAGUAUGAAUUUCAUGCGUCUGGUUUUCGUUAGCAGUGUGGUUACAUGAUGUGUGCUGGAACUGACACACUUUUGGGGUGCUUCCUGGAAUUGACACUACAGUAAAUUUGGAUAAUUCUUCACCACUUGAAUGAGGUUAAGUUUUUCCCAAAAUGGUGUCAAUCAUAAUUUCACUGUGGAAUAAUAAUUUUAUUAGAAAUCAAAUAUCUAUGAUUUACAUUAAGCUUAACACUAUUUUACACCAUUAAUAUAUAUGUUCACAAUCUGGUUUUGCUUAAGAGAACUGUGACACAACAAGUUGUGAUAUAACAAAUUACUUUGUUUAACAUAUGUCACUGUUCACUUAUUAACUGGCGAAUUCUCAUCUAUGUUGGAUGACACAAAAACAUAUUUUUGUAAGUUAUUUUCUUGUUUGAAACACACCAAGUGCUUCAAUAUUGAAAUGCCUUACCCACUUUGCCGUAUUUACCAUUGCAGACAUUUCCAUGAUGUGCAACAGCACAAAAACUUUCACACAAAUCAGUACUUGAGUUCCUUUGAAACAUUUGCCUUAGAUGUUGUAUAUAAUGUACUUCAUGCUAAAUUUGCCUUUAUUGUUAUUUGUAUAUAUCAAAAGGACAGUUUUUAACACAUGUACUAUGCUUGUGUGAUCAUUGCAGUUUUGUGCUUUCGAAAAUAAAUCCAAUUCAAAUGGAGUAUGCUAUGGAAGUUUGUAUGGAAGAAUUGUUAUGCAGAAUAAUCUGUGUUAGUGUAGUUUGUUAUUGUUAAUGCUUGAGUCAAGAUAAGCCCAGUAUAUCAUUUAAAAAUGUAAGACUAUUAAAUACCAAAUAUACUUAAAAUGUUUCAGUAUAUUUUGUAUACAAUAGAUUUAGGACCACAUAUCAUAUAUUUGACCUUAGACUUAGGUUAGUAUGUUGCCUGACAUUUGCAUCGAUAUGUAUCUGAUUAUACAGUCUGACUGUUGGAAAAUUUUGAAUUGUGCAAUUUUCGUAACAGGUGGAAAUUAAGUGCAAUGAGUUUAUUGUUUUUUCUUUUUCAGUUAUUGUUUUCCAUUACAAAACAAGGUUUUUGUUAGUUAUGAAUGAAUAUUAUUUGACGAUAUUUUCAUAUAUCCACAUGUUCUAAUGAAUGUUUUUCUGUAAUUGGGAUUGUUUUACUGCGGCUGUUAUAAAUGGAAAGUGAUAUUUAUACUUUGUUGUGGAAUGACUGGGCUUGAUAUGUUUUAAUAUGCCAUAGUACAUAUAUCUACAUAAAUAUGCAUUUUGUCGUAGAUAAUAGUGAGGGGUUAUGGCUAUUCCAUUAUUUUGAUAAGAGUGUAGCCUAUUUGGCCCUUAAAACAAAAUAAAAAUAAAAUGAAUAGAA
Molecule: messenger RNA, 16790 nt
Organism: Schistocerca gregaria
Lineage: Eukaryota; Metazoa; Arthropoda; Insecta; Orthoptera; Acrididae
Product: longitudinals lacking protein, isoforms H/M/V-like
Exons: 8
Coding region: 560-1585 (341 amino acids)
Biological process (GO): regulation of transcription by RNA polymerase II
Cellular component (GO): nucleus
Molecular function (GO): protein binding
Source: RefSeq, a predicted model, not a curated record